AUGAGAGGCUAUUUGCUGUAUAAUCCAAACAAUGAUAAAUUCUUUUCCAUUAAAGAAAUUCUUAAAUACUAUUAUACUCGAACAAUUAUUCAUGCAAUUUUAACAAAACAAUUGACUGAUGAAGAUAUCAAUUUAAUUGCAGAAUUUAUCAAAGACAAACUUUUUUCUGAAAAUGGCAGGAAUCCAAAAGCCCUUUUCAAUUGUUUCGAUUUAAGGGCGGUUUUCAUGAGGGAAGAGAUCUAUAAUGCUUUUGACAUAUAUACUUUGAUAGAAUUCGCAUUAAAUCUUAAAAAAUUUGAUGUAAUUUCUGUGAAAGUUUUGAAUCACUUAAUUACAAGGAAAUUUGAAGACCAAGACAAAGCAUUUUUAUUCAUUUUGCUUCCAAUAAAUAAAGAAGUAUAUAAUUACAUAAUUUUCCGGAGAGAAAUAAUCAAUGAUUCUUGUUUGAUUCUUUAUUCAAUCAGAUCAAAUACUCAAAUUGUUGAGAAAGGAACUCCACUUGAAGAUCCCUAUGUAGAGGAGCUAUUCCAAUUAGAUGUGAAAUUUAAUUAUGAAAUAUUAUUUGAUUAUAAAGUUACAAAACGUGCACUAACAAAGUCAUUGAUGGCAUCUAUUCAUGCAAAAAACAUUGAUGCGGUUAAUUUCCUUAUUUCAAAAGGUGUACCUGUAAAUAUUAUAAUCGACUCACAAACUCCUCUUCAAUAUUCAAUUAGUCAGAGUUUUAUUCCAGGAAUUGAAGCACUUUUGAAUCAUGGAGCAUCUCUUGAAUUCAAUGGAACUCAAACUGCAGCAGUUUGUGCAGAAAUUUCCCAAAAUGCCGAUAUCAUUAAGCUUAUUUGCAGCAAAAUCAACAUUAAAUAUGAAUGUCUUUUCUCAGACAUCAGAAAGAUUCAUGUCAGCAAAAUAAAUCAAUCCAGCAUUCCACCUCUGAAAGAAGACAUCAUUAAAAGUGUCAAUAUCAUCAACUCCAAUAAGCAAUCAUCAUUUGGUUUAUCUCUUAAUUUUAUCAAUAAUAAUAAUAAUAGCUUCCCCGAUGAGAUUAUAUUUGGAAUGUUCAGAAAUCUUGUCAUAGGAAAACGAGAUAAUACUAAUCUCUUCAAUACUAUCAAGAGUGAAAUGCUUAUUGGAAAAACAUUUAAUAAUCCAUUAAGGAUCAUUACUAUGUUUGCACCAGUUGAUUUAACAUCUAUUCAGCAUCUCUUUGCUCAUCAAAUGAAAGAAGAGAUGGAGUUCCAGUCCAAACUCGUCAAGAAGUAUGGAACUUUAUCUUGA
Messenger RNA from Trichomonas vaginalis G3, 1272 nucleotides. Its product is annotated as ankycorbin family. Bases 1 to 1272 code for a protein of 423 amino acids. Lineage: Eukaryota; Parabasalia; Trichomonadida; Trichomonadidae. The record is from RefSeq and is a predicted model, not a curated record. Gene Ontology annotation, molecular function: actin binding. The transcript has a single exon.